Messenger RNA from Phytophthora infestans T30-4, 1595 nucleotides. RefSeq lists its product as uncharacterized. The record is from RefSeq and is a predicted model, not a curated record. Gene Ontology annotation, molecular function: TBP-class protein binding. Gene Ontology annotation, cellular component: transcription preinitiation complex; nucleus. The transcript has 5 exons. The coding region runs from base 13 to 1482 and encodes 489 amino acids. Gene Ontology annotation, biological process: transcription preinitiation complex assembly; DNA-templated transcription initiation. NCBI's taxonomy places the organism in Eukaryota, Oomycota, Peronosporomycetes, Peronosporales, Peronosporaceae.
CCUUUGGUAACAAUGGACAUCGACGCCGGCGCCGACGACUUCUUCGCGGCUCUGAACAACGGCGCGGCCGAAGAUGUGUUCGCGGGUAUCGGUUUUGCCGAAGCAGAGUCGGCUGCAGAAGCUGGCGGUCGCCCCUCGCUAGAUGACGAGCCUCUUGUCAUGGCUGACAAAAGGAAGAAGGUGGAGGCAGCUAAGAGAGCAGCCAGGAAGGAGGCGGCAUUUCGUGCUGCAGCUGCCAGGGCUGCCAGACAGGCUGCUGAGCCAGCGUUGCCAAUGGAAGAGCGCAUCGUAAACCUGUUGGUGCCCGAACUUAAGGUGAACGACGUGAUGCUGUUGAUCCGCAAGAUGAAGCAGGCAGGUAAGUCGGACGCCGACGAGUUCUCGGAAUUGGAUGCGGAGCAGAAGACAGCGCCGCGAUUCCGAUGCGAGACUUGCGGCAACACAGAGCAGAACAAUUUUAUCACCGACUAUGCGCGUGGAGACACAAUCUGUAAUGGCGUGGAUGGAAAUGGAUGCGGUACGGUCGUGCAGGACCACAUCGUACACGAAGGUAGUGCGUACCGUAAAUUUGAAGGCGAAGAGGACAAAUCGCACCACGGUCCUGCGCCCAAUAAGUUGUUCUCGACUGGACACAACUUGCGGACGCUGAUUUCGCAGGACGGCGAGAUGGCUGGAAACUUGAGACGCGCUGCAGAGUUUGUGGAGAUGAACCUUAGCCAGAUGGGCAAGGAUGAGCGAAGGACGCGUAUUGGGUACAAGGACCAGAUGAAACAAAAAGCCUGCCGCUUGAUCGAUCACACGAUGAGCAACUUGGAUCUGCACGAAAUUGUGGGAAGUCGCGCUAAGAAAAUGUUUGCCGAGUUCCGUGACGUCCGUGAGCAUGUGCAUCAAUUUGAUGCUAUGGUGGCUGGCUGCGUGAUCGCAGCGUACAUGGAGACGAGCAAGGAGAUGUAUUCGGCACAGAAUGGAAUUCGUAUCGGUCAAAAUAAGCAGGCGGGUAUCGCCAGUCUAGCGCUGUUGCCGAACAAGGCCGUGGAUGAGAAGAAGCUGCAUCCGUUCACGUGUCCGCUGUGUGAUAUGAAGUUUAAUGCACGUCGCGGUAUGCAGUUCCACAAAUGCGCGGGUAAACCCGAAGAGGACAAAGAGAAGACCUCGGGCGAAAUCAACUUGGCGCCCGUGGUGCUGCCUGAUCAACUCCAGCCUAUCAUUGAGAUGAAGAACGGCAAGAAGUGGUUCAAGUGCCCCGUGUGCUCACGUGUGUACGGGAAGGAAGAGAGCUUAUCAGAGCACAUGGUUCGACACAAGAACCAGAGCAAGAAGCGCAAGCACCACAUAGAGACCAGCACGAUUGACUCGACUCGUCUGACCAAGACGACAAAGUUGGCAUCAGCGAACCCUUCGGUGCAGGUAAACACCCACGAGCAGGUCAUGUUUCGUGGUGAAGGCCGACGGGUGUGGCUUCAGCAUCUCACCGAGGAAUAAUCCAGCUAACUUAGCGCAUCCCAGCCCUCACCCGAGUAGAUUCAGCUGGACAGAAGCUAAAUUACCACACUGCGUUUACCUAGCCAUCAAAAUGGAAAGACUUGUAUUCACUA